Molecule: messenger RNA, 3567 nt
Organism: Pleuronectes platessa (European plaice)
Lineage: Eukaryota; Metazoa; Chordata; Actinopteri; Pleuronectiformes; Pleuronectidae
Gene: gpsm1a
Product: G protein signaling modulator 1a
Exons: 3
Coding region: 1198-1920 (240 amino acids)
Molecular function (GO): protein binding; GTPase regulator activity
Source: RefSeq, a predicted model, not a curated record
UGUUGAGGUGAAGUAACGCAGAGUGCGUUGAUCAAACUUCGUGAUGUCAGCUGUUUGUUGUGUGUUGGAUUUGUGGAGUUUUAUUUCAGAGUUGAAGACAGAACUUAAAUCAACACAAUGUAACUGUUGAUGAGCAGCAGCGCCCCCUGCAGCAUCGAAUGAUUAACGCUGUUGUUCUCUGAGUGAUGAAGGUUUUCAUUUGUAGAAAAAACAAUGUGUCUGACUGUGUCGUCCCACUUGAUAUUACCCAUGAUCCUCUGCUUCCUGAACCAGAAGAGCUGCAUCUGGAACAGAUCUUCAUGUUUCAGUUUCCUGCUGAAUCUUAGAGAUAAACUCUGGUUUUUAAUAACUAGUGUUUUUAACUGAUCUCAGUUCAGCUUCACUCUUCAGCUGCAGCUGAUUCUGACAGUUUGAGACUCAGUCAGGUCUUCUCACAGGAGAUGGAACCCUAACCCUAACACUAUGCCGAUGGAGGAACUAUCCCUUUAAUCAAGCUGCAGGUUUUAGUUAGAAAACUUAAAAUAAAUAGAAGUGGAUCUAGAUUUUUUGUUGUGAAAUAUUUUCUGGAUUUGUCUCAUUAAUUAUUAAUAUUCUGAGGAUUUAAGUGUUUGUGUGUUACAUACCAACCGUGUGUAUAGAUUCUUCUGACAGAAACUAGAUGGAGAAAAAAGUUGUAUUCAGACAUUCUGUCAGACAUGUUGUGUAUUUAGUGUUUGUGAAGCAUUAGCAGCAGGUUGUUGGGCCCGACUCCUUCAAACAGGAACAUGUGGGGACCAUCAGGCGAGGGGCGGAGCCUGUAGAGCAGCAGGGGCGGAGCCUGUAGAGCAGCAGGAGGCGGGACAUGACGUAUAAACUCUGCUGUGGACAGAUCAGUGUUGUUGUUUACAUCUCAUCCGGCGUCGGCCCUCAUCACCAGAAGAUCUGGAACCUCCUCGUGUUUCCAAGUGGACGUCUUCCUCUUCUACGUGUCCGGCUCCUCUUCUUCAUCCUGAGAUGUUUGUGUUCUUCAUGUUUCACGUCACGUGUUAGAAACCUCGUCCACACGUCCACUCGCUCACUGGGAAGCUUCCACACAUUUUCCGGGCUUCAGGAAUAUCUUCAGUUAAUGUCUGAGCAGCUUCAGAGACACAGUGACAGUUCAGCUUCUUGUGUUAUGAUCCUGAGUUGAUGACUUUUUCUCUGUAGCUCUUUCCAUUGAUGACAUCACUACCUUGGCCCGACCCACACAUCAUGGCUGACAAACAGCCGGCUCCUUCCACUUCUUCACCUCCUCAUCAGAACGGACAUCUGGACAGAGGACGGAGACGUCAGAGUCCUGUUACCAUGAGUCCCGCUCUUCAGCCUCCCUCUGCAUCCAGUACCCCAGCCUCCACCUCACCCUCCAGGCGUCUUGUGAGUCCUGUACCAGGGUCUGGCCCUGAGGGCAGGUCCACCUCCUCCAGACCUCGCAGACAGAGUCCCGCUCUGACCUCCAGGACCAGAACCUGCGCUCCUCAUAUUCAGCGCAGCCAGCAGGAGGAGCCAGAGGCCUUGAUGAACCUGAUCCUGGAGUCUCAGGGACAGAGACUGGACGACCAGAGAGCCAACGUUGGUCUCCUGCCUGAUCCAGGACCAGCUCCUUUGUGUGGAGCCUGCAGCCAUGAACAGCGCCCCCUGCCCACUGUGGAUUUCUACUACAUGUUAAUUAACUUCCAGUCCGACAGGAUGGAGGACCAGCGGUGCCCCCCCCCUGACCUGGAUGACCUGGAUGACCUGGUGGGAUCAGCUCCAGAGGGUCAGGAGGAUUUCUUCAGUCUGAUCCAGAGAGUCCAGUCCAGGAGGAUGGAUGAGCAGAGAGCGUCGCUGAUGACAUCACACACUGAGGAUGAGGAUGACUCCUCCCCCCCAUCGCCAUCAUCUCUGAUGAAGAUCGAGACCUGAGAGCACAUAGAAAGGGUUUUCCUGAAACCAGGUUCCAAACUGUGCUGAUAUGUUUAGAUCUGUGGCCAGGCUCCAGGUCUAGGAUCUGGUUCUGAGUCCAGGACGGACCAGUUUAAUAACUUGGGUCAUGAUCUGUUAGGUAGACCACACCUGCAUCAACUGGACCUGGACCUGGACCCUAACCUGGUCCUGGUCCUGGUCCUGGUCCUGGACGGGUUUCUGGUCCUGGUCCUGGACCUGGACCUGGUCUAGGUCUACCUGUAUUUGUGUCUUUUAGUUCUUUAACUUACAUAGAGAAACUGUCUUGUGUUGGAUUGUUGUUUGAAAUAUUUAAAACAACGUGUCAGAGUCUCAAUCGAUCCUGAAGUCGUCAUGUUUUCUUCAACCACAUGACGAAAGGAUCGUUUGUAAAUUGAAUCAUAUUUGAUUCUCCCAUGAAUAGAAAUGAAACGGUCAGAUUUUUAAUAAUGAAUAAUACGCUCAGGUGACAUUUGAGGAAAAAAAGAGUAAAAGGUUAAAAGUCCAAUAGACAGAAAAAGCUUCUUCUUCAUUAUCUCCUGUGUUGAGGUGUUCCUGCAGGAACUGCAUCACAAGGUGGAUUCAUCGAGUAGACGAAGCAAGGUCCAAUUCCCUCCCCCUAUUCAAAAAUCUAUUUAAUAAAUGGUCUUCAUUUUCUUCUUUGUUCAGUUUAUUGGCAGCUGGCCACCAACGUUUAGGUGCCUCACCAGCACUCCACUGUGUUGGAGUGUGAAUCACAGUUAUCCAGAUCAUAUUCUUCUGUCUGAUCCUGUCUCCCUCAGAUAAUGAACCAGAACCUGUUCUUCCUGUGAUAGGUUCUUUGGAUCAUCUGGAUCUAAUGUGGACCUGGAUCAAAUGUUUCAUAUGAUGUUUGAAAUCUAUCUUCAACCAAAACUUUACGUUCUUUUUCCAAAAAAAGAAAUCAGCAAGACUGAGGGGAACAUGCCGGGAGGUGAUGACAUUCUUUAAUACUUGUUAUACUUUCAUAUAUUGAUACUUUAAUACUUUUUAAUUUUUAUAUUUUCAUAUUUUUAAAUUUCAUAUUUUCAUAUUUAAAUACUCUAAUACUUUAAUACUUGCUAUACUUAUAAUACUUUAAUACUUUGAUUAUUUAAUACUCUGAUCUGCUCCAUGUAAAACUCUCUGCUCUUCACUCUCACAUGGAAGAAGAACCUUUGUUGUUGGAUGCUUCUCUUCAGACCAUGAAGAUUGAUCCAGAUUGAUCUUCAUCAGUUGUGUGGGUUAUUGAUCCAGAUUGAUCUUCAUCAGUUGUGUGGGUUAUGGUUAUCAAUGCUUUUCUCCACCUCCACCUGAAAAUCAGGAUCGAUGUGAAAUCUCCAACUUCUUGUUGUUUCACCUGCUGAACUACACGUGAUCAUCUAGCACAGAUCUAACGUUACAUGAAUAUUAAUCACUGACGUCCGGAUCAGUUCCGACCCCGUUAGACCUCUCAUCACAUUGAUUAUUCUUUUAUAUUUGGACAGUACUUUGUGUAUAUGUUCAUUCCAUGGGAGCCUGCUCUAUUCUUAUGUAAAUACUUUGCUGCGUAUCAACACCGGCACGCUAACGCUUUAGGUUUUAACCUGAUGACUUGAAGCGCCAUGAAUACAACCAUUUCCCACAUCUUAA